CUGUGUGAACAGGAAAGGAGGAAGCAGUGGCUGGGUGACUUUCCUUUCCCCUUUGAGAAAAAAGCUGCGAUUCAGGGAUUUUGGUACCUACCAACCCACCUUCAAAUCAGCCGGAUGAGAAAGUUCUAACGUAACUCAUCUGUAACUUGAGAGAUGGUGGAUGAAUACAAGAGAAUUCUUCUGGUGAAAGGAUUACAGAACAUGGAUGAUUAUCAUUUUCGUAUGCUUAAGUCAUUACUGGCCCGUAAAUUAAAACUGACCUCAAAAGCUCAAGACAAAUAUGACAGAAUUAAGAUUGCUGAUCUGAUGGAAGCAGAAUUCCCAGGGGUUGCCUGUGUCAACAAACUAAUAGAAUUGAUAGAAGGUAUAAAAGAACUUGAAGAGCUCAGACAAAACCUUAAAACGGAGAAGCUAAAAGUUGCAAAGAAAACAAAAGCCAAAGAGACAACUUCAGCAAAAACGAGAAAUCAGGAAGAAACAGGUUCUGCAACACCCACACCCACCACAAGCAGCGCCCAGGCACCCGAGAGAGCAGAGCAGAGUCCUGUGGCUCAGAACCAGAAAGCGCAGGUCCAGCGUAAGGUGGCUGCCAGGGGAAAUGUUCUUCAAAAGGGCCCGAUGACAGUGAUGGUAGUCAAAGCAACAGAGCUAUUUGGAUAUGAGUCUCCAGACAAGGGGAAAAGCACCAUGUUCCACGCUACAGUGGUUACUGAGACUCAGUUUUUCCAAGUGAAGGUUUUAAAUGCCGACCUGAAAGAGCAAUUCAUAAAACAGAAGGUCAUUACCAUAUCAGAUUAUUUUGAAUGCAAAGGAAUCCUGGAAGUAAAUGAAGCAUCAUCUGUGUCUGAAGCUGGUCCUGAUCAAAAGCUUGAAGUUCCAAACAGCAUUAUCAAAAGAGCAAAUGAAACGCCAAAGAUCAAUAAUCUUCACAAGCAAGCGUCGGGAACAUUUGUGUAUGGGCUGUUUGAGUUACAUCAGAAACGAGUGAAUGUGAAGAACACAAUCUAUGAGAUACAAGAUAAUACAGGAAAGAUGGACGUCGUGGGGAAUGGGAAAUGGCACGACAUCCAGUGUAAGGAAGGAGAUAAGCUUCGACUGUUCUGCUUUAAACUGAGAACAAUUGACCCGAAGUUGAAACUGGCAUGCGUAGGUCACAGCUUCAUCAAGGACAUGGCGAAUGAAUUCAAGAAAAUUCUUCUGCUGAAAGGGUUACAGCACAUUGAUGAUUAUAAUUUCAGACUGGUUAAGUCUCUACUGCAUGAGGAUUUAAAUCUGACUACAAAAACUCAAGAUGAAUACGACAGAAUUAAGAUCGCCGAUCUGAUGGCAAAAAAGUUCAAAGGGGCUGCCUGUGUUGACAAACUAAUAGAGCUCAUCAAAGAUAUUGAAUCACUUAAAGACAUUGUUAAAACUCUUAGAAAUGAGAAGUCAAAAGUUAAAAGGAAAUCCAAAGCAAAUGAAACAACUCCAGGAAAAGACAAACAGGAUAAACCCAGUACAUCUACCACAAAUAAAGCUUUGGGACCUAAAUCGACCAAGGGCACACCCGUGAAGAAAAAUAAGACCACAAAAACCAAUGAAGCUAAGAGGAUGAGGCUAACCCAGAAGCAGAAUCCGCUUCCAGGAACAUCAGGAACCAGCAAGAAGUCAGCUGAGAGCCUUCUCCAGACUCCUCCAGUGCCUCCGCCAGCCCCAUCCAGCAGUUCCUCAACCAAGAGAAAAUAUGAGAAAACCACCAAAAGUAAUGACUUAAAAAGGAAGAUGCUAUCUCAGAAACAGAGUCAGCUUCCAGAAACUUGGGCAACCAGCAUGUGCCCACCUGAGCGCUGUGGCUGGACUGCUCAAAUGCUUCCACCAGCCCCACUCUGCAGCUCCUCCAUCAAGCAGGAAGAAGAAAUAUAUACUUUACCUCAGAAAAGAGAAGACCCAACCACCACCACCAAAAUUGUUAAUCCCCAGAGGAUAAAACUACCCUUGGAGCAGAGUCAGCUUCCAGAACCUUUAACACCCAGCAUACACCCGCCGGAGGGCUGCUUCCAGACUCCUUGGCUGUUACCACCAACCCCCUCCAGCAGUCCUGUAACCAAGAAACCAAAGUUGAAGGCUGUUCCUAAAGAAGCUUCCAGAGAGGAGGGCUUCCAAAGGGGCCCCAAAGAAGUGAUGGUGCUGAAUGCAACAGAACCAUUUAUAUAUGAUGUCAGAGAAGGCAACAGAGAGAUGUUUCAUGCCACAGUGGCUACUGAGAGCGAAUUCUUCCAAGUGAAAGUUUAUCAUGUUGCCCUGAAGGAGAAGUUCAUCCCAAAGAAAAUUAUUGCCAUAUCGGAUUAUGUUGGCCGCAAUGGGUUCCUGGAGAUAUUCCAUACCUUAUCUGUGUCCGAUGUUAAUGCUGACCGAAAGAUGGAAAUCCCUCAGAGCCUGAUUAGAAAGGCAAAUGCAACUCCUAAAAUCAGUCAUCUCCACUUGCAAGUUCCAGGAACAUUUGUGAAUGGGGUGUUUCAGGUGCACAAGAAAACGGUGUGGAAUGAAUGCAUAUAUUAUGAAGUACAUGACAGUACAGGAGCUAUGGAGGUCCUGGUGUACGGAAGACUGACCAGAAUCCUCUGUGAGGAAGGCGACAAACUUAAACUCAUCUGCUUUGAAUUGGCAUCAAAAGGGGAGGGAAGGCAAUUAAGAUCUGUCAUUCACAGUCACAUCAAGGUCAUCAAGCCCAGGAAAAACAAGUAACAACCACUCAGCCCUGCUUCACAUGUGGACACCUCGCAACGUCAGCAGCCAAGCUUCCAGUAGGCUGCUUCUGAAAACCCGGGCGCCAUUAAUAUUGAUGUUUAUGAAGCUAAGAUCUAGGUACCAGGAAAAAAGAAAAAAGCUAUAUAUGCAUGUGGUUAAAAUACAGCAAUAUAUAUACAAGCUAUUAAUUCUUAAAAAUGGGGUGUUAGGAGUGCCUUUCAUUUCCUUUUUUUAUAUUUUUCUAUAUCAUCUGAAUGCCAUGUUUUGCACCUAUAACUUCUUUAAAUUGGAAAAAAUAAUUAACAUCAUGUUUUCUUUCUAAAAAUGUGCUUCCCUAGGAGGCUGAUUAGUGGGUUUGUUACUUAAAGUCUUAAAUAGUCUGUAGCCUGCAAAUCAGAUAGAGACACAUGGGCCCCAAGCAAAGUUUAGAUUUCUACUUUGGGUGUGAUCUUAACAGGGUACAGCUCUGGUCAAGAGCGAACAGGUUGAACAAGCCGUGAGCGAACAGGUUGAACAAGCUGUGCCCUGCUCAAAUAAAUCCAGCAGAGAGGCAGAUGGGCUGAAAUGCAGCCUGUGCUUCAGUUGCUAAGCCUUGUCCUAGGGUGGAGUUGCUUUAGUACAAAACAAUGAUGCCUUUUCAGAAAAGGUCUCCUGAAGGAGCCAUGACUGAGUGAUUUGUCUGCCAAAUAAGGCAGCUUCUGGUGAUUGGCACGAAGUCACUAGCAAAUGUUGGAAGCAGCUCCAGCCCUGUCUGAUGUGAAAUAACCAGGUCCACUCAUUUACUCAAGUACCAACAGCUCAGAAGCCCUCCAGCUAUACUUCCUGGUCCUCACAUCCCACUCCUGUGGAUUCCGUGAGCUGGCUGCCCCGGGCAAAGACUUGUAUUAGGCAAACAGCGAACAGUAACUAAUUCACUUUAGACUACAAUGGCAGGAAGUCGAUAUCUAAUACUGAAAUUCACAGUGUAUUUAUUGACCACAUAUUUGAUACCUGGUACUUUGCAAUCAUUUUGUGUCACUUAAUCUUCAUACUAGCUCUAGAGGGUUGAUCGUGCUCUUCUUUUUACUCUCCUAAUGAGACAAAUAAGGAACAGAGAGGUCAGAUCACUUUCUUAAUGAUUAAAACAGUUUCAUCAUAACAAGGAUUUCCUUCAUGCCACUUUAUUGUCAACUCUCCCUCCAGUUCCAAGCUCCGGGUACUCACUGACAUAGUUUCUUAACUUAAGCUUUUCCCUUUUCCAGAGUUCCCUAAAAUGGAAUUUUAAAUGUAUGUAGCAUUUUGAGUCUGGCCUCUUUCACUUAGUAUGUUGCAUUUAGGAUUCAUCGACGUAGUGUGUGUAUCAGUUUAUUCCUUUUUAUUGCUGCGUAGAAUUCAGUGUGUGGACACACCAAAGUUUGCUUAUUCAUUCCCCAGGUGAGGGGAAAUUGGAUUGUUCAUAGUUUUGCACAGUGAUGACUAAAACUGCUACAACUGUUCACAUGCAAAUUUUUAUGUGAACAUGUGUUAUCAUUUCAAUGAAGAAAAAUCUUGGAGUGAGACUCUUGGUCCAUAGGGUAAAUUUAUGUUCAAAUAUAUAAGAAGUUGCCAUAGUGUUUCCUAACGUGACUGCAACAUUUUCCGUUCCUACCAGCAAUGUGUGAGAGUUUCAGUUGCUCUGUAUCUGCCUCAGAGUUUAGCACUGUAGUUGUGUGUUAACUUUAAAAGACGAACGCGCAAACUCUCUCGCAAAGUUGUGUACCAUUUAACUUUCCCGCCACCUUGUACGACCCUUCUAAUUCCUCCUCAUCAGCACUUGGUAUAAUCAGUUAUUUUAAAUUUUAGAUAGCCAUUCUAAUUGGUGCCUAGCAGCAUUUCACUAUGGUUUUAAUUUGCAUUUCCCUAAAGAUAAAUCAUGUUGAGGAUCUUUUAUGUGUUUAUUUGCCACCCAUGUAUCUUUUCUUUUGCCCACCUUAAAAAUUCAGAUGUUUGCUCUCA
This is a messenger RNA of Vicugna pacos (alpaca), 4701 nucleotides long. The record is from RefSeq and is a predicted model, not a curated record. NCBI's taxonomy places the organism in Eukaryota, Metazoa, Chordata, Mammalia, Artiodactyla, Camelidae.